AUGUCAGCAGCCAGCCGUCGCCGAAAGAGCAUUAAUGCGCUGGCGUCCCCCACUCGCGUGUCGACACGUCGGACAGCACGAACGGUCAUCGACUUGGCGUGUGAUGAUGCAGAAGGCAGAGAAGGCAGUCUGGAAAGGGAAGAGAAGCAGGGUAACCGUGACAAUUGCGAGAAAAAUGGUCACCGUGAGAACGAGGGUAACGCGGAAAGGGACGCGGGAGGAACGGGGGAAGAGGAUGGAAGGGAAGGCAAACGCGGCUUGUCUAAGAGCGGGCGUGGGGACAAGAGGGGAAGAGGCAGAGCACGGGGGAGAGCCGGGAGGAGGGUGUUGGCAGGGAGGAAGGGAAAGGACAGUGAUGCUGACCGCGAUGAUCAGGUUGAUAGAGGCGACCUGGAGGAAGACCAGGGGAACCAGGUUGACCACGUUGACCUGAUUGACCAGAAGGGAAACCAGGGUGAUCAGGACGACCAGCGGGUUGACCUGAUUGACCAGGGCGACCGGAAUGAUCAGGGCGACGGGGGUGGUGACGGGGAAUCUGACAACUUGGAAGUUGCAGGGAUGCAGGGGAGUCGAAACGAGGACAGUUUGGUGGUAGAUGAUGACGUGGCACGGGGAGGUGAUGACGUGGCACCCUUGGAUCGUGUCCAGCCGACAGAAAGAACCUCGGAUGACGUGACAGCGUCACGGGUCAAAGAUUGGGCUGUGGGAACCUCGUACCGAUGUGCGCGUGGGAUAGAGCCUCCUUCCCACUGCAGAUUCGUGCUCGCUUUGGCGGCUCCUGGUGCUCCUCACAGCAAACCUGUAGAAAAACCUGGGAACCCUGACAAGAGAGUUGUAGGGACGUCUGAGCGUUCUGAAAAGAGAGCUCUGGGAACGACUGGGGACUCCGAGAAGAGAGUCUCCGGGUCGUCUGGGAGAUUAGGGAAGAUUCAGUCACGGAGGCGUGGCAGUGCAGCAGGCCUGGGUAAUGCAAGCCGCGAGGAGAGGGUUAGAAGCAGAAGUUUGACGGAAGCAGAAGAGAUGGGAGAGGAGGAAGAGGUGCGAGAGGAGGGAGAGAAGGGGGAGAAUGGGGAGAAGGGGGAGAAGGGAGGGGAGAAAGGGGGGGAGGAGGGGGAGAAGGAUGGGGAGGGAAAGGAAGGGGAGGAGGGAGAGGUUGGUGAAGGGGCGGAUGGUGAUGCGAGAGAAGAUGGGUGUAGCCUUAGUGAAGAUUCUUGUAAGGAGGAUGGGGAUGAGGUGGAGGCGAAAGGUGGCUGCAGGCUUGGUGAAGAUGCUUGUAUGGAGGAUGGACGGGAAAGGGACCGGGGGGAGGAGAACGAGGUGGAGAGGGGCCGAGGUGGAAAGGAGGGGGGUGGAAAGAAGGGUACUGAGAAAGAGGGUGGUGGGAAGGAGGGUGGUGGUGCUUUGGGCGGUGGGGGCAAUUGCAGUGCGGUUGCUGGUGCUGCUGCAGCAGGAGGGGGAGAUGGGGAGGGGGGGGGUGUAAAGGUGGGAGAGACCGGGGGAGAUGGGAAGGGGAAGGAGGAUGAGCAGAGGGGAGAUGAGGAGGCAGAUGAUCAGGGAGGGGCUGUUGCGAUUGUCACAACGCGUGCAACGUCGCAACACACUGCAACAACAGUGCCACACACGAUCACUGCAACAACGCCGCGUCGCAAUCGCAACAUCACUGCAACAGUGCCACACACUGCACCUGCGGUGCCUGAGGCAGGAACCAGCACCCAGCAGCACCGUGCGCUUAUCGAGUCCGCUGGUAACGAGAAUGCUCUUAUCGAUCCGUCAAGUAGCCAACAGCAGGGCGCAAUUACGGUGGCAUCAUCCCCCGAGGGCCAGUGUGCUGCUGCUGCCACCCCACACCCGUGCUCCAGCCUCCCGUUUGUCUUCACCAGGGACCGAUGCCAACAGUGGUUGGACCGGGUUGAAGGGCGGGCGUUCACAUAUCCCUCCAGUGUGGUAUGGUAUGGUGUCAACCUCUCUCUUCCCACCGCACCGCCCACCAUCAUGCCCCUCCCACCAUCUCUUCGUGCAUGCGUGUGCAGGCAGCAGCUGGGUGCAGUGGAGGUGAAGGCAGCGGACUUGCAGCGGCAGGGGGCAACAGAAUGGAGUGAAGUGAAGUCAGACCGAUUCUUCCCUCCUUCCCCCCCUUGCUCACUUCCUUCUAAACGACCUCCCCGUACGUCCAAGCAGGCAGCAGCUGGGUGCAGUGGAGGUGAAGGCGGCGGACUUGCAGCGGCAAGGGGCAACGGAAUGAAGCAGCAGCUGGGCGCAGUGGAGGUGAAGGCAGCGGACUUGCAGCGGUUGCUGCCAGGGGAGUGUUUGAACGACACGGUCAUCGACUUUUAUGUCAAGUUCAUUGAACAGACGAUGCUCCAGGAGCCACAGCGGUCGCGGUUCCACUUCUUCAGUACCUUCUUCUCUACCUCGCUCGUUCGCGCCCAGGAACGAUUCAAGCUGACUCAGGACCCGCAUGAGCUCAUGCGGCUGACAAGGUGGACAAGAGGCACGGACAUUUUCUCCAAGGACUUCAUCGUCAUCCCCUUCCACGAGGAGUUUCGCGGCCAUUGGAGCCUGGCCAUCAUAUGCUUUCUCAGCAACGAUGUGAAGAAGAACCCCGACUCUACUACACCCAUGCCCAUACGCCCUCUCCCGCCUUGUCCCCCAACCCCCACACAUGUGUGUGCAGGUUUCGCGGCCAUUGGAGCCUGGCAAUCAUAUGCUUUCUCAGCAACGAUGGGGGGUAUCGGGGGCAAUGGGGGCGUGGGGAGGGGGAGGGGGAAGGUGGGCGCUUUCCAGAAGAUCCCGAAAGGAAGGAGGGCGAAUUUGAAAAGAAGCAGGGCGGAUAUGAAAGGAAAGGGGUUGAGUGUGCAAGGGAGGGGGUGGCUUGGCCAAAGCAGGGAAGUGCGAGCACUGUUGGAUGGUGGGAGAAGAAGUGUGGGAAGCGAGAGAGGUGCUGACGUGGCAGAGGAGGGUCAGGAGGGCGGUAGGAAGGGCGAUGGGAAGGGGAGAGGCAGCAGUGCUGGUAGAGAUGGUGCUAAUAGUCCUGGUCAGAGGGUGUUGGAUCUGCAGGGUGGUGAUAUUCCCAGUCCCAGCAUAACUCUUGAGUCGACUCAGAAGUUUGCUGGUAAUAGUCCCGGUGGUGUGAGGGUGUUGAAUCAGGAUGGUGCUAAUAGUCCCGGUCAGAGGGUGCUGAAUGAGCAGGGUGGUGAUAUCCCCAGUCCCAGUCCCAAGGUGCGCGGUGGCAGGUCGCAUGUGAAGCGAAGGCGGCUUGAUGCGUUUGAUGGGGGUGCGAUGCAUGAUGGGUCUGGGGAUAGCGCAAUGGGGUUGGGCGGCACGGGCGGCACGGGUGUUGGCAUGGCGUGGGGGGUGAGGAAGCAGGUGCAAUCGCGCAGCAGGGUGAGGGGUAAGGCGAGAGAAGAAGCGGGAAGGGAGGGUGAGGAGGUGAAGGAGAAGGAGAAUGAGCAGGAGGAGAAGAAGCAGGAGGAGGAGAAGGUGGAGAAGGAGGAGAAGGAGAAGAAUGAGAAGAAGGAGAAGGAGGAGAAGGAGGAGAAGGAGGAGAAGGAGGAGAAGGAGGAGAAGGAGGAGAAGGAGAAGGAGAAGGAGGAGAAGGAGGAGAAGGAGGAGAAGGAGAAGGAGAAGGAGGAGGAGGAGGAGAAGGAGGAGAAGGAGAAGGAGGAGGAGGAGGAGAAGGAGAAGGAGAAGGAGAAGGAGGAGGAGGAGGAGAAGGAGGAGGGGAUUGGUGGUGGUGCAAAGGGGGUGAUAGACGUUGGUGGGAGCAGUGAAAUGGAAAGGCGUGGAGGGGCAGAUAGUGUGACAGGCGGGGAGGGUGGAGGAGAGGGGGCCGGGGAUGUGGGAGAGAGGUGUGCAGGGGGGUUUAGUGUGGCUGGGGGAGGAUGUGCAGGGGUGGGGGUAGGGAAGGCUGGAAGGGAGGAGGAAGGGAAGGAGGAAGUGAAGGAGGAAGGGAAGGAGGAGGAGAAGGAGGAGGGGAAGGAGGAAGGGAAGGAGGAGGGGAAGGAGGAGGGGAAGGAGGAGGGGAAGGAGGAGGGGAAGGAGGAAGGGAAGGAGGAAGGGAAGGAGGAGGGGAAGGAGGAGGGGAAGGAGGAGGGGAAGGAGGAGGGGAAGGAGGAGGGGAAGGAGGAGGGGAAGGAGGAGGGGAAGGAGGAGGGGAAGGAGGAGGGGAAGGAGGAGGGGAAGGAGGAGGGGAAGGAGGAGGGGAAGGAGGAAGGGAAGGAGGAAGGGUUGCAGGAGCAUGGGAAGAAAGAGGCAAGAAAGGGUUUGGAGAGGCAAGUUGAAGGCGGCAAAGCUGGGGAGGAGAGGGGAGUGGAAGGAGGGGAGGGUGGUGGGGAGGAGGAUGGGGCUAAAGAUGAAGCGAGAGAGGAGAGGAUCGCUGGAGAGAAGGGAAGUGUAGGAGAGAAGGGAGGUGCAGGAAAGGAGGAAGCUGUAGGAGAGGAGAGAGAAGGGGAGCGAGGUGGGGAACGAAAGGAAAUGGCGGAAGGGGGGCCAGGGAAGAAAGGGGUGAAAGAAGAGGGAGGGAUGAAAGAAGAGGGACGGAUGAGUGGGGGGGAGGAGGAUGGAAUGGUUGUUGGAGAGGUAAGAAGUUCCGUUGGGAAAGGUCAAGGACAGGGAGUUGUGGGUGUAGAGGAGGGGGGAGAGGAGGGAGGAGAGGAGGGGAGGGGGGAGGGCGGAGAGGAGGGAGGAGAGGGGGGGGGAAUGGAAAGGGGAGAGAAGGAGGAAUUGGGGGGGAGAGAGGAGGGGGUAUUGGAAGGAAGAGGAGAGGCGAAUGAGGAGGGGAGAGAGGAAAGGAGAGAGGAGGAGAGAGAGGAGGGACGAGAGGAGGGGAGGGAGGAGGGGCUAGAGGAAAGGAGUGAGGGGAAAGAUGAUAAAGAGGAAAAGAAAUCCGAUAAGAUGGAGGGGAAAGAGGAAGGUCGAAAGGAGGAGAAAGUGGGGGCAAAAGAGGAGGGGAACGAGGAUGUGAAAGCGGAGAGGGAAGAGGAGAGGAAAGAGGAAGGUGGAGAGGAAGAGAAAGUGGGGGAGAAGGAGGAGGGAAAUGAGGAGAUGAAAGAGGUGAGGGUAGAGGAGAGAAAAGAGGAGAGGAAAGAGGAGAUGAAAGAGGAAAGGAAAGAGGAGAUGAAAGAGGAAAGGGAAGGGGAGAGGAAAGAGGAAGGUGGAGAGGAAGAGAAAGUGGGGGAGAAGGAGGAGGGGAAUGAGAAGAUGAAAGAGGUGAUGGUAGAGGAGAGAAAAGAGGAGAGGAAAGGGGAGAGGAAAGAGGAGAUGAAAGAGGAGAGGAAAGAGGAAGGUGGAGAGGAAGAGAAAGUGGGGGAGAAAGAGGAGGGGAAAGAGGAGGGGAAAGAGGAGAGGAAAAAGGAGAGAAAAGAGGUGAGGGAAGAGGAGAGGAAAGGGGAGAUGAAAGAGGAGAGGAAAGAGGAGAGGGAAGAGGAGAGGAAAGAGGAGAGGAAAGAGAAGGAAGAGGAGGAGAUGAAAGAGGAGAGGGAAGUGGAGAGGAUAGAGGAGAGGAAAGAGGAGAGGGAAGAGGAGAGGAAAGAGGAGAGGGAAGAGGAGGUGAAAGAGGGGAGGAAAAAGGAGGGCAAAGAGGAGAGCAAAGAGGAGGGGAGAGCGGAGAGCAAAGAGGAGAGGAGAGAGGAGAGUGGGGUCGAAGAGGGGCCAGUCUUGGCUGGAAAACUGGUUAAUCAUGGAGGGGCGGCUGCCGUGAGCAAGGCAGGUGCACACACUGUUGAGAUCGCCCGUGAGGGCACCAAGGAGGGGACUCGUGAGGGCAGUCGCGAAAUGACUCGUGAGGGAGUUGGUGCUGCUUCUGUUGCUGAGGUGAUUCGGGAGAAAUGUGAAGUGGGGCACGACAGUGAGGGCGGAAAGUCGGUGGUGUUUGAGUCGAGCCCAGAGGUGUGUAGAGAGGUGGGGAGUGGUGCGAAUGGUAGUGGUCCAGGGGAGAUAAGGGAAGGGGAGAUGGGGGAUGGGAAAGAUGGGAAGGGUGGGCAAGAAGGGGGGGGGAUUGAGGAGGGAGUGGAUAGGGAAGGGGAACAAGACGGAAGGUCUGGGAAAGAGAGAGGAGGCGUGGAGGGGCAGGUUGAACUGGGGGAGGCGGUAUCUGAUAGUAGCGAGAGUCUUGGGGCUGCUUAUAUGGGGUAUGGGGAGGGAGAUGAGGGGACGUGUGAGGGGGAAAAGGCAGAGAAGGAGACAGAGGAAGCUGGAAUAGUCGGUGAUGUGAUUCAAGGGGAAGAGAAGGUAGAUGAGGGGGGAAAGGAGGUAGGGGAGGGAGAGGAAGGGGGGGUGGAGUGGGAGGAAGGGGAGGAGGGAGACGAGAGAGAGGAAGAGGGGGAGGAGGGAGAGGAGGGGGAGGAAGGAGAGGAAGGAGAUGAGGAGGGAGAGGAGGGAGAGGAAGGAGAGGAAGGAGAGGAGAUAGAGGAGGGAGAGGAGGGAGAGCUAGGGGAGGAGGGAGAGGAGGGAUCAGAGGAGGAGGGAGAAGAGGAGGGAGAGGGAAAUGGAGGGGAAGAGAUAGAAGAUAUCCAGGCGGAUGGGGGGGAGGAAGGGGAGGAGGAAGGCGAGGAGGAAAACGAGGAGGAAAAUCCGGAGAAGGAGGCUGAAGUGGAUGGGUCGGGUGGUGGGCAAGUGAAGUGGAGUAUGGAGGAGGGGGAAGAGGAGGAGGAGGAUGAGGAGGGGGGGGCAGGGGGUUCCGGUGAAGAGGGGUUGGAGCUGGUGACGGGCCCGAAUGGUGCCCGAGAGGCCACCAUUCUGUACCUUGACUCGCUGCCAGACAGCUCCAAGUCACAUGCCAUAUACAGCGCGCUCAAGUUCUAUCUGCAGGCUGAGUGGAUGAAGAGGAGCAAGGAGCCGUUGGAUCCCAAGAAGCCGCUGCAAUCUGGGCCGUUCAGCAAAGUGCGGGGGAAGAAAGUCAAGUUGAGCAACGACUGGUUUGAGGCGUGUGAAGCAUCCUCGCUGCGCCGGCGCCUGUUCUCCAUCGUGGCAGGAAUGCUGCUGCCCCAACAUCCCCCGCCGCAACCGGUCUCACCCCCCUCCCAACCCCUCCCAACUCCUUCUCAACCCAUCUCACCACCUUCUCAACCAAUCUCCUUUCCGUCACCUGCCUCGCUGGCCCUGCCCAUUGCGCCACCUCCUCCAGCCUCCCCUCCCUCUGCUGCUCUUCCACCUAACGCUGAGGGUGGGAUUCGAGCCAAGGCUGAGGCCGAGGCUAGAACCGAGGCUGAGGCUGAGGCUGGGGCCAAGCUUGGCGCCAAGGCUGGGGCCGAGGUUCGGGCCGAGCCUGGGGCUGGGGCUGGAGGUGCCGGUGGUGCAGUGGGACUGGAUGCUGUGAGCAGAGGGGAUGGUGGUGCUCGCAUGGCAGGCAGUCUGGGCCAAGAUGACACCCGAGGCGAUACGCAAGACGACACCCAAGGCGACACUCAAGGUGACACCCAAGGUGGCAGCAGAGGGGGUGGUGAAUCGCUGGUUGUGUUUGGUAAGGAGCCGUGGUCUGCCUGGCCCUGGCCAGCAGCGGAGCUAUCGACUCUCCAUGGCACUCACCCUCUGUUGCUCUGGCCUGCCACCGUUGUGGAUUCUGAUGGGCCUGAUAGUGCUAUUGCUGCUGCUGCUGCUGCUGCUGCUGCUGCUGCUGCUGAUGGUCGUUCUUAUGAUGGCUGUGUCUUGGGGGUGUCGUCGGGUGCGCAAGAAAGGGCAUUGGAGGAUGGUGCUGGGUUAGUAGCGCCUGUGCUGGUUGCUAUCGUUUGGCAGGAUGAGACGAGUCAGAACCCUCCACAUGAGACGAGUGCUGGUGGGAAAAUUGUGGCACAACCAGGUGUCGAGAGGGGUGCUGAUGGGUUAGCAGGAGAUGCAGUACAGAGGAAGGAGAGAGAUGGAGUGGGGGAGAUUGAGAGAGAGGAUGGGGAGGGGGAAGAGGAAGAAGUGGGAAAGGAGGGAGAGGGAGAAGGGCCAGUGAGGGAAAGAGCACGAGGGGGGACGAAGCGGAAGCGAGUGAAACGCCGAGCCGGGUGGAGUGGGAGAAAGAGGGUCCGAAAGGGGGUGAAAGGGCCAGAUGGGGAGGGGAAGAGGAAGCAAGCGGAAGGGGAGGAGAGGAGAGAGGAGAGGAGGACAGAGGGGGAGGGGGAGGAGAGGAGAAGAGAAGCGGAGGGGGAGGAAAGAAGGAGAAAGGAGGAGAGGGGGAUGCAUGUGCGUGUGGUAGGAGGUUUGGGAGAAGGAGAGGUGGGAGGGGUGGAAGGAGAGCGAAGGGAGAGGGGCAGGAAUGGGAGGGUAAGAUGGGCCCUAAUAAGGCUUGCAGCUUCGAAAGAGGUGAUUCGAAUGGGGGGGGCAGAAGAUGUGGAGGAAGGAGAGGUGAAGGUUGGUGGGAUGGGGGACGAGGUUGAGGAGGGGCUGGGAGGGUCAGGCAGAGAGGGUGAGGAGGGGCAUGGAGUGAAUGUGGUGGGAGGUGUGGAGGGAGGUGUGGAGAGAGGUGUGGAGGGAGGAGCAGGGGUGGCGAGAGGCAUUACAGCAGAGGAGAUGGAGGCAGCAGCAGGUGCUGCAGUGGCAGCGGCAGCGGCGGCAGCAGCGGUAGCUUCCAUGGGAGAGUUUGUGAGGCAAGCACGCGCUGCUGCCGCCGCUGCUGCUGCUCCUGCUGCUGCUUCGACUGCUGCUGCCGCUCCUUCUGCUGCUGCUGCUGUUGCUCCUGCUGCUGUGAAGGAGGAGAAUCAGCAGGAAGAGAAAGCAGCAGCAGAAGCCAGAGGGGCAGGGAUACUACCACGGACGGUCAUGGAAACCACUCUUCAUGAAUCCGAAACUGGGACGUUUCCGGAGCUCGAAUCAGGCUCGGUGCCGGAGCAGCUGCUCAGCUUCGGCUCAGGCGAACCUGAGUUGGACCAGCUGGUCAAAUUUGGGUUCUCGAGAGCACCACAGGGGCAGGGGCAGCGGCGGCGGCUGGCAGGGUUUGCUGAGCUGCUGAAGUGGAAUGGAGGGAGCGGUGGUGCUGAGGCGAUGGAGGAAGUCGGAGCGGUUCAGUGCGGUGCGGAGGAGGGGGUGUGGCGGCAGUGGGUUGAGAGGUGGAGGGAGGGGAGAGGGGAUGGGAGCAGCAAAGCGGGGGAAGGGAUGGUUGGGACGAGGGUGGGAGGAGAAGGGGUGGGAGGAGAUGGGGUGGAAGGAGUAGAGGCAGGAGGAGUAAAGGCAGGAGGAGUAGAGACAGCGGGAGAAGACGGAAAAGUUGAUUGGGGUGAAUCUGAAAAUGUUGAUAGGGGAGAAUCUGAAAAAGUUGAUAGGCUGACAGCAAGGGACGGGGAGGGGGCAGUCAUAAACAAGGGCGGGGAGGAGAUGGAACAAAAGGAGGAGGUGGAGGAUACAAAGAAAGACGAGGGAGGUUCUAUGGAGGGAGAUGGAAAGUCUCCUGGCUGGAAAAGGGAGGCUGAAAUCAAUCCUGUGAAGGAGGAAGGCUGUGAAGGCCUGCUUGAGGGUGGGCGCGGGGAUGGGGAUGGGGAUGGGGAUGGGCGCGGGCAUAUGAUUGGAUACGAGAUUGGGUAUGGUAUUGGGCAUGAGAUUGGGUAUGAGAUAGGGUAUGGGAUAGGGCAUGACGUGAGGAGUUUGGAUCAGGGGGAGGGGACGGAUGAGGUGGAGAAGAGCGGGGAAGAGGUGGAAAGGAGGGGGGAAGAGGUGGAGAAGAGCGGGGAAGAGGUGGAAAGGAGGGGGGAAGAGGUGGAGAAGAGCGGGGAAGAGGUGGAAAGGAGGGGGGAAGAGGUGGAGAAGAGCGGGGAAGAGGUGGAAAGGAGGGGGGAAGAGGUGGAGAAGAGCAGGGAAGAGGUGGAAAGGAGGGGGGAAGAGGUGGAGAAGAGCGGGGAAGAGGUGGAAAGGAGGGGGGAAGAGUUGGAGAAGAGGGGGGAAGAGGUGGAGAGAAGGGGAGUGAGCGGGAUGGAUUGCCAGCCUUCGCAUGGGCGUGAGAUGGAGGGGAGGGAGAGCGGAGAGGUGGGGAAACAAGAAGAGGAGGGAAGACUAGAUGAGGGGGGAAAGGCAGAAGAGGGUAGGAGGAAUCAAGAAGAACAAGGGAAGCAAGAAGCGGAGAGCAGGGGAGGUGGGGAGAGAAGGGUGGAUCAACUUGAGGGUGAGGGAGAGAUGGAUGAGGGAGGAGAGGCAAGGGAAGAGGAGAAGGAUGAGGGAGGAGAGGCAAGGGAAGAGGAGAAGGAUGAGGGAGGAGAGACAAGGGAAGAGGAGAAGGAUGAGGGAGGAGAGGCAAGGGAAGAGGAGAAGGAUGAGGGAGGAGAGGCAAGGGAAGAGGAGAAGGAUGAGGGAGGAGAGGCAAGGGAAGAGGAGAAGGAUGAGGGAGGAGAGGCAAGGGAAGAGGAGAAGGAUGAGGGAGGAGAGGCAAGGGAAGAGGAGAAGGAUGAGGGAGGAGAGGCAAGGGAAGAGGAGAAGGAUGAGGGAGGAGAGGCAAGGGAAGAGGAGAAGGAUGAGGGAGGAGAGGCAAGGGAAGAGGAGAAGGAUGAGGGAGGAGAGGCAAGGGAAGAGGAGAAGGAUGAGGGAGGAGAGGCAAGGGAAGAGGAGAAGGAUGAGGGAGGAGAGGCAAGGGAAGAGGAGAAGGAUGAGGGAGGAGAGGCAAUGGGGGAGGAGAUGAAUGAGGGCGAAGAGGGAAGGGAAGAGGAGAAGGAUGAGAGAGGAGAGGCAAGGGAAAGGGAGAAGGAUGGGGGAGGAGAGGCAAGGGAAGAGGAGAAGGAUGAGAGAGGAGAGGCAAGGGAAAGGGAGAAGGAUGGGGGAGGAGAGGCAAGGGAAGAGGAGAUGGAUGAGAGAGGAGAGGCAAGGGAAGAGGAAAAGGAUGAGAUAGGAGAAGCGAUGGACAAUGAAAGGAGAGCUGCAGCUGGUAACAGGAAAUGGGCGAGUGAGGCGAACGGGAUUAAUGAAGAGGGUGAGGAUGGAAAGGAGGUGAAUGAAGGGGAUGAGGAGGGCAAGGGGGUGAAUGAAGAGGGUGAGGAGGGAAAGGAGGUGAAUGAAGGGGAUGAGGAGAAAAAGGAGGUGAAUAUAGAGGGUGAGGAGGUGAAUGGAGGGGGUGAGGAAGGCAAGAUUGAGAAUGAAGGGGGUGAGGAGGCGAAAGAACUGAACAUGGUGGAUAUAACGGGUGAGGAGGAGGAUGGAGGAGAGGAAAGGAGAGCUGCAGCUGGUAACAGGGAAUGGGCGAGUGAGGCGAACGAGAUUAAUGAAGAGGGUGAGGAGGUGAAUGACGGGGGUGAGGAGGCGAACGAGAUUAACAUGGUGGAUAUAACGAGUGAGGAGGAGGAUGGAGGAGAGGAACAGGGAGGUAAAGGUGGUGCUGGUAGUGGGAGAAGAAUAGACGGGGAAGGGAGAGAGGUUGAGUGGGGAGCAGCAUUGGAGAAGGAAGAAGGUGAGCAGGGAGAAGGAGAGGGCAUGCAUAUGGUGGGUGAACCAGAGGGGGAAGCAGUGGGAGAAGCAGUGGAGGAAGCAGUGGAGGAAGCAGCGGAGGAAGCAGUGGAGGAAGCAGCGGAGGAAGCAGUGGAGGAAGCAGUGGGGGAAGCAGUGGGGGAAGCAGAGGGGGAAGCAGUGGGGGAAGCAGUGGAGGAAGCAGCGGAGGAAGCAGUGGAGGAAGCAGCGGAGGAAGCAGCGGAGGAAGCAGUGGGGGAAGCAGUGGGGGAAGCAGAGGGGGAAGCAGUGGGGGAAGCAGUGGAGGAAGCAGUGGGGGAAGCAGUGGGGGAAUCAGUGGAGGAAGCAGUGGAGGAAGCAGAGGAGGAAGCAGCGGAGGAAGCAGUGGAGGAAGCAGCGGAGGAAGCAGCGGAGGAAGCAGCGGAGGAAGCAGCGGAGGAAGCAGCAGAGGAAGCAGUGGAGGAAGCAGUGGAGGAAGCAGUGGAGGAAGCAGUGGGGGAAGCAGUGGAGGAAGCAGUGGGGGAAGCAGUGGAGGAAGCAGCGGAGGAAGCAGCGGAGGAAGCAGCGGAGGAAGCAGCGGAGGAAGCAGCGGAGGAAGCAGCGGAGGAAGCAGCGGAGGAAGCAGCGGAGGAAGCAGCGGAGGAAGCAGCGGAGGAAGCAGCGGAGGAAGCAGCGGAGGAAGCAGUGGGGGAAGCAACGGAGGAAGCAGUGGAGGAAGCAGCGGGGGAAGCAGUGGAGGAAGCAGUGGAGGAAGCAGUGGAGGAAGCAGUGGAGGAAGCAGUGGAGGAGGAAGCAGUGGGGGAAGCAGUGGAGGAAGCAGUGGAGGAAGCAGUGGGAAGGAAGAGAAGGCGGCUUGAUCAGAGUGUUGCUAUUAGUUCAGGGUUUAGGGUGAGAGAUAAUAGUUCUGAUAGUACCGGCUCACAAAUCAAACCUGGCGCUGCUGUUUGUGGUUCGGAAACUAGUCCUGGUGACCAUCCACGUCAUGACGGUAGGCUUGGUAGGAAUAGGCUCGGUGAGAAUAGGCUCGGUGAGGAUAGAGCCGGCAGCAGCAGCCUCGGUGUUACCAGCAGCAGGCCUGUGCGAAAGGCUAGCCUCGGCAGGUUCGGGUUCGGCCGAACCAGACUGGAAGAGGGGCUCAGGUUCGGCGAGGAAAUGUCGCCGGUGCUGGUGCUUCACAGGCUCGAUAGCCAUCCCAAGGCUCCCCGAAGCAAACGGCCUCGGAAGUCCAGGUUCGGAAAAGAACCGCAACUAACCUGUGAGGAGUCAGGUUCGGUGAGGAGGUCCGGCAGAGGUUCGGGGGGUCGCAAGAGAAAGCGGAAGAAUAGUGCUGGAGAAAGCACCACAGGCAAUCGUGGAAAAGCUAUGGCUGACAGUAAGGGAGGGGCUUAUAACGAGACUGAAUCAGGAAGAGGGAUGGGUGAAGGAGUUCUGGCACAGGCGGCAGGGAGAGAGGAAGGGGGUGAAGGGGCAAGCGCAGGAGGGGGAAGAGGUGGAGGGAUGGCAACAAUGACAGGAGGUGGUGUUCAUACAGCAUGUGUCAGGGACCCUCUUGCUUCCAGUCUGCCUGCUGCCUCGGCCUUUCCACACCGCUCUCCCCUUCCGCUGCCCUUGUUGGUCCCUCCUUCCCGCCCGCUGCCCCUGUCUGCCUCUUCUCCCCGUCCUCAACUCUUGGUGCUUCCGUCACUCGUUCCUCUGCCGCCGCCUCGUCGUCUUCCCCGCCCCACUGCUUCUGCUGCUGUUGCUCCUGCUCCUCCUCCUGCUGCUGCUGCUGCUGCUGCGUCUAUAGAUGUUGUUUCUACUCCUAUAGAUGUUACUGCUACUCCUGCCACUCCUCCUCCUGCUGCUGCUGCUGCUCCGGCUCUUGCUCCUGCUGCUGCUCCCGCUGAUUCUACAGAUGUUGCUACUCCUGCCUCUCCUUUACCACACUCCCCUCCAUCCCUCCACUCCCCUCCAACCUCCCACCCUCCUCCAUCCCCCCACCCUUCCCCAUCUCCCCAUCGCUCUCCAUCCUCCCACCCUCCUACGUCACCAACUCCUAUUGCCCCUAGCUCUCCUCCUCCUCCUGCUCCCCCUCCUCCUCUGCCCAUUCCAUCAACUGCUCCUCCAGAGGAAAGUCACAGUGUGAUUGAAGAAGGGGUGGCAGCAGUGAUGUUCGAAGCUGUCCCCUCUACCCCACCUCCACCUCCUGUUGCUUCUGCUCCUGCUGCUCCUGCUCCUCGGCCCACUCCAUCAGCUGCUUCUCCAGAGGAAAGUCACGGUGUGAUUGAAGAAGGGGUGACAGCAGUGAAGGGCGAGCCAUCUGCCCCUUCUGCCCCUCGCUCCCCUCCCCCUCCCCUUCCUGCUCCUCUGCCCACUCCAUCAACCACUGCUCCAAAGGAGGAAAGUCACGGUGUGAUUGAACAAGGGGUGACAGCAGUGACGGCCGAACCUACCCCUCCCUUACCUCCUCCUCCUGCUGCUGCUGCUGCUGCUGCUGGUUCUGCUCCGUCCAUGCUCACUCCAUCAGCUGCUUCUCCAGACGAAAGUCACAGUGUGAGUGAAGGGGUGACAGCAGUGAAGGUCGAAGCUGCCCCCUCUACCCCUCACUCUCCCCCUCCUCCACCUCCUGCUGGUUCUGCUGCUGCUGCUGGUUCUGCUCCGUCCAUGCCCACAUUAUCAGCUGCUUCUCCAGAGGAAAGUCAUGCCGUGAUUGAAGAAGGGGUGACAGAAGUGAAGGUCGAGCCACCUGCUGUGACUGCGAACUCUGAACCUGAACCCGCCGAUGUGACUGUACAGGAGGAGAAGGACGAGCCUACCAUUGUGACUGUAAGGGAUGAGAUGGACGAGCCUGCUGCUGUGACUGUAAGGGAUGAGAUGGACGAGCCUGCUGCUGUGAUUAAAGCCCUUGAACCCUCUGGUGUCACUGUAAAGAAUGAGAAUGCCGAGCCUGACACUGUGACUGUAAGAACUGAGAAGGACAAACCUGCUGCUGUGACUGUAAAGGAUGAGAAGGACGAGCCUGCCGCUGUGACUGCAGACCGUGACCCCUCCAUUGUGACUGUAGAGGGUGAGAAGGACGAGCCACCCGUUGUGACUGCAGGCCUUGAAGCGGCCACUGUGACUGUAAGGGAUGAGACAGGUGGGCUGGCUGCUGUGACUAAUGAGAAGGAUGAGAUGGAUGAGAAGGAUGAGCCACCUCCUGUGACUGUAACUGAUGAGUCACCUGCUGUGACUGUAGAGGGUGGAAAGGACGAGCCACACGCUGUGACUGUAGAGGGUGGAAAGGACGAGCCACACGCUGUGACUGCAGCCCUUGAAACCGCCGCUGUGACAAUAAGGGAUGAGACCAAGGAGACGGAUGAAAAGGACGAGACUAAUGAGAAGGAUGAGCUACCUGCUGUGAUUGUGAAGGACGAGCCACCUGCGGUGUCUCUAAUGGGUGAAUCCGCCCCUACUAUUGUGAAGGACGGAGUUGUUGACACGGAUAACACAGCUCCACUACCUGCCGCACGUUGCCGGCCGCUUGCUGGGCGGCGCACGGUGGGCCAUGGGCUCAUAAUCAGAUCGGGCGGCUCAGCAACCCAGAAGGAGCAUUGCAACAGUCUAACCACCGUGCAACCGGGUGGCUCUCUGGGGCCCAUGCCCACCCUUGGAGUUCACUCACCUGCCGAACCUUCCAGGCUACCUGGGCUUUCCGUUAAGGCACUGGAGGUUCGGAAGGAUGUGGAUCGGAAGGACGAGGAUCGGAAGGAUGAGGCUCGGAAGGACGAGGGUCGGAAGGAUGACUCACCUGGGCCUUAUGAUGCCGUGCGGCAGCAGCAGACUGCAUCCCCUGUGCUGCUGGCUGCUACCAGGGAUGCACAAGACCCUGGUGUUUCACCUGAGUCUUUGUUGCAACCUGGUGAUUCACCUGAGGAUCAGAUGCGACCUGAAGAGCAGCCAGGCCGUCAGGAAAUUACAGCAGAGGCAGCAGCUGAGGGAAGGACUGAUGGCGUGGCAGAAGGGGGUCCUGCCACAUCAGCAGCACCUGAUUCGAUCACACCUGCCACGUCAGCCGAGCCUAACAAGCCGUCCACGUCAGCGGAGCCUGAGAAACCGUCCACGUCAGCAGAGCUUGGCAUGCCAUCCACGUCAGCAGAGCUUGGCAUGCCAUCCACGUCAGCAGAGCUUGGCAUGUCAUCCACGUCAGCAGAGCUUGGCAUGCCAUCCACGUCAGCAGAGCUUGGCAUGCCAUCCACGUCAGCAGACCCGGUCACUGGUGCCAUGCCGGCAGAGCUGGUUGCUGCGUGCCUGGGAGCCAAUCGCGUGCUCCGAUCGCGGAAAGCAGCACCAGCGGCAGGAGGAGGAGGAGCAGCGGCAGGAGCAGCAGGAGGAGAAGUAGCAGCAGUAGCAGCAGGAGCAGGAGGAGGAGUGAAGGAGCCUGGAGGAGUGAAGUCAGAAGAAGGACAGAAGGCAGGGCGAGACGCAUUGAAGACACCACCACGACGGGGGGUGAAAGCAUCACCACAGGGCCUGACGCGGUCACACGGAGGAGCAAAGGGGAAUCAAGGCCAUUCUAGGUCACCAGCCCAAGUUAGAUCACAAGGGCGUAAAGGGGUGCAAGGUGUGAGAAAGGGGAGAGGGGGAACGGGGGAGAAGAGUGGAUUGGUACAGGAGGAGAAAGCACAGCCGGAGGUGAGUGCUGGAGAACUUGAACAGCAGUUGGGCUUUAAGUAG
Molecule: messenger RNA, 16038 nt
Organism: Closterium sp. Naga37s-1
Lineage: Eukaryota; Viridiplantae; Streptophyta; Zygnematophyceae; Desmidiales; Closteriaceae
Source: the annotation of a GenBank genome assembly